This is a messenger RNA of Passer domesticus (house sparrow), 1472 nucleotides long. RefSeq names its product transmembrane protein 119 (gene TMEM119). Gene Ontology annotation, cellular component: plasma membrane. The record is from RefSeq and is a predicted model, not a curated record. The transcript has a single exon. NCBI's taxonomy places the organism in Eukaryota, Metazoa, Chordata, Aves, Passeriformes, Passeridae. Gene Ontology annotation, biological process: ossification; positive regulation of osteoblast differentiation; positive regulation of osteoblast proliferation. Bases 122 to 919 code for a protein of 265 amino acids.
CAAAACAAACAGAGCCCCCUGCUCUGUCAGGCCGAGAAAACCGGAGCUGCCUUUCUACUUCCACAAGGAAAUUGAGGCGGGUGAGGGCUGGUUUGGGGGCUCGCUCUGCUGGGGUAUUAACAUGUCCCCCCACCUCUCUGCAUCCCACAGGUCUCCUGCAGGAAUCCUGGGAAUGGGCUCAGCCAUGGGCACGUGGUUGCUGCUCUUGGUGCUGCUGGUGGCGGCCCCGGCAGAGGCGGCGGCGCCGCGGCACCGCCCGGUGCUGCCGGACACGGCGGGCAGCGGGGACGGGGACGAGGCGUCAGCCACGCUGCCCGCCCAGCCCGUGACCCCCCGCAUCAGCCCCACCGUGGGGGACGCGCCGGGGACCACGGUGACCAACAGCUCGGCUCCGGGCGUGCUGGACGGGCUGGUGGACUUCUUCAAGGAGUACCUGCUGCUGGUGGUGGUGGUGGGCUCGCUGUCCUUCGUCCUCCUCUUCAUCAUCUGCGCCGCCGUCAUCGUCCGGCAGAAGCACAAGGCCUCUGCCUACUACCCCUCCUCCUUUCCCAAGAAGAAAUACGUGGACGAGCGGGACAAGGCGGGGGGAGUGCGGGCGUUCAGCGAGGUGCCCGAGAAAAGCCCCGAGGCGGGCGCGGAGGAGCCGCUGGACGGCGGCCGGCAGCUCCAGGCGGAUAUCCUGGCUGCUGCCCAGAACCUCAAAUCCCCCCACAAGGCACCGCUGGCCAACGGGGCCCAGGGCGAGCAGAAUUCCCCUCAGGAGGAGGAGGAGGAAGAGGAGGAAGGAAAGAAGAAGGAGGGGGGUGAGCAACCCAAGCCCGCUGCCCAAAAUCCAGGCGCGGGGGAAGCGGCGAGCGCAGGAAGCAAGGAGACCCCUGAUGCACCCCAGGAUGGCUCCCAGGCUCCCUCUGGAAUCUGAGGCAGGGACACAGUCCCGGGCAAGCCUGAGGAGCUGCUGGCUUGGGACACAGGAUGGACAUGGUGGAUCAGGCUCCGAACGUACGUGGUGGCUCAAGGAAGCCCCGAUGAAGAUCCCAUUCCCUCCCAGCUCCCCCGACCCUGGUGCUGAUGGGAUGCUCAUGGGGGGGAUUUGCCAGCUGGUGGUUUUCCCCAGCACUGGAAUGCUCCCAAGGGGCUUCUCCCACGCCAGGCACUGGGUGGGUGCACCCCCCCAGCUGCAGCUCUGCCCCACUGUGCCAACAGCUUCCUCCCAAAUGUUAUUUUUUUAAUCAGCAGCAGCAGCCUGGUCUGUGGCGGGCUCCUGGCUGGGAGCUGUGUCCCUCUGGGAGAAGGGAUGGGACCAGGGCUGGAUGUCUGUAGGACACAGGGCAGCUUUGCCCAUGGCCAAGGGAAAGAGGGAUGAGGAUUUAGGGACAAGGACCCUCCUUUUCUUCUUCUACCCCAGAGCCCAGCUGGAUUUUUGCCUCACUUCCUGAACCCCUUCAGCUAGAAAUAAACGUUUCCUCCGCACA